Molecule: messenger RNA, 1533 nt
Organism: Letharia lupina
Lineage: Eukaryota; Fungi; Ascomycota; Lecanoromycetes; Lecanorales; Parmeliaceae
Exons: 3
Coding region: 1-1533 (510 amino acids)
Molecular function (GO): protein binding
Source: RefSeq, a predicted model, not a curated record
AUGUAUAACAGCCUUGGACCAGAGACAAAUACGCGGGACACGCAGAAGUGUAGCGUCUGCCGACAUCGAAGGAAAAAGUGCAGUCCACAUGACCGCGACUGGGAGAACAGUCAGCAGAGGUGCCACUUCUGCGAGACCCAUGCCCUACCGUGUGGACCAAAUGUGAGGUAUAGCGAGGACCCUGCAGUCAUCCGGCGGCGUGAGGUGGUGUUUGAGAAUGCAAAUGCGGGCCGCAGCAGUCAAGCAGGAGAAAGACACUCAGAAGGACCAACAGCGCGGUCAGCGCUAAACUUUCCUGCUCCUGCCACGCGUCAUAGAAGAGGAAGAAACGUGGGCCCGCCGGAUGCUGGUAGCGCCGAAGAUGGGAGAGAGCCAUUUGGCACUGAGUCCAUCGCGGACCUUGAGGAGAAGGCUUUCUCAAGGUUUGACGACUUCCACGCUCUAGGAACCACUUUAGUAUACGUAACUCAGCCCUCGUGGGUCUACUGUCCCUCUCAUCGAGCUCAACAACCGUAUCAUGACUUGUCGAUCGAAGAAAAACUACAUGAGCUUUUUAUAAACAUAUAUGACAUCGCUGUCGAAGCUAGAGACCGAAAUGAAUCUCACCUGGCCCGAUGGAUACUCUUCGACCUUGUAUUCGCUUUGGACCAGUACCGGUUGUUCGACACACGGAAACGAAAUAUCUUGUUGAAGAUGGCACGUAUGUUUCAAGAGCUGCGUCAUCCAUGGCAUUAUGCACAUGUCCUCUUAAAGAUCGCCGGCAUGUACAAAGGGUCAGCGUUGCCUACUCAGGAAGGCCGUUUGUUGGCCGAAUCUUCCCACCUGUUGGCCGAAUCAUUCCCCACCUCUUCAAUGUCUAUCAGGCGUGUCCUCGUAGAUCGUUGGAAUGAGACAGUUGGUGGUAUUCAUGUUGACUCGAACCUGAAUGUGCCACCUCUACAUGCCGCCGUACAACAUCGAAACCCGAGCAUCAUCCUGGCACUCUUGUCCAACCCCAAUGACUGUAGCUCCACGCCGCUAGCCCCGCCCCUGACUAUGCCAUCGAGGGUUGGCCAAGUGAGAGCCGACAUAGAAGAAAGGGAUCUUAACAGUCGGACUGCUCUGUUUGCGGCAGUCGCCAAUGGAGACGAGUCUUGUUGCUCUGCUCUACUUUAUCACGGGGCCGACGCCAACAUUCGUGAUGACCAUGGGCACACUGCUCUCGAGGUGGCAGUCAGAGGAAGCUAUCUCAACAUUGUGGACCUCCUAAUCUAUUACAAGGCGCUUGUGAAUCCUGAUAUCACAGGUUGCUCGUCUCUGCCAUUGCACGCCGCCAUCGAGAGCAGCAAUUUGAGCAGCAACUUGCAGCUUACGAUCAUCCACAACCUACUGAAGUCCGGUGCCGAGGCCUAUCUUCGAAGACACGCGGACAACAAGCACGCGAUAGAUCUUGCUGUUGACCGAGGAGAGCACGAGCUGGCAGAAAGCAUACGCCAGAAGGUCCCCAGCCUGAGCCAGAGCCACACUGCUUUCAUGGGCCAAAUCAACUCCUAG